AUGAAUGUGGUAAUCCCUUUGAGAAAUGAAACUACGAUCACUGAAUUCAUUCUUCUGGGAUUCGGAGACCACCCUGACCUGCAGAUUCUCUGCUUCUUGCUAUUUCUUAGCAUCUACAUUUUGGCCAUGACUGGAAACCUCCUCAUUGUUUUUUUGGUUGUGAAUGAUAGGCAUCUUCACACGCCAAUGUAUUUCUUCUUGGGGAAUUUAUCUUGUUUGGAGAUCUGCUAUUCCUCAACAAUUGUGCCCAGAAUGCUGACCAGCUUUCUAACAGGAAAUAGAACUAUUUCUUUUUCUGGGUGCUUUGUGCAGUUAUAUUUAUUUGGCCUUUUGGUGAUUACAGAAACAUGUAUAUUAUCUGUGAUGUCUUAUGAUCGGUAUUUAGCCAUUUGCAAACCAUUGCAAUAUCAGCUCUAUAUGAAUAACAAGGUCUGUAUCUCUUUAGCAGCUGGGUCUUGGAUAAGUGGUUGUUUCUCUGUCUCUGUAGUGGUUAUAUGGAUGGCACAGUUAACUUACUGUGGUUUCAACAGAAUUGACCAUUUCUUCUGUGAUUUCAUACCUCUGAGUAAGCUGAUCUGUGAUGAUACUUCAUUGAUUAUAGAGGUUACUUUCAUGUUAUCUUCUCUCUUCACUCUCCCAUUAUUCAUAUUAACAGUAACAUCUUACAUUUGCAUCAUAUCAGCCAUUCUAAGAAUCGCUUCACCCUCUGGGAGGGAAAGGGCUUUUUCCACCUGCUUCUCUCACCUUAUUGUGGUCACCAUUUUCUAUGGGUCCUUAAUAAUUGUUUAUCUUCUACCAGAUUACCCCAUCAUGAAAGGCUCAACCAAAGUAUUCUCAGUUUUCUAUACUAUUCUUACUCCAAUGGUCAACCCUCUUAUUUACAGUUUAAGGAAUAAAGAAGUGAAAGAGGCCUUGAGAAAAUUUGCCCAUAAGUUCAUGUUGCCCCAAAGAAUUUAA
This is a messenger RNA of Sceloporus undulatus (fence lizard), 957 nucleotides long. RefSeq names its product olfactory receptor 8I2-like. Gene Ontology annotation, molecular function: G protein-coupled receptor activity; olfactory receptor activity. Lineage: Eukaryota; Metazoa; Chordata; Lepidosauria; Squamata; Phrynosomatidae. Bases 1 to 957 code for a protein of 318 amino acids. Gene Ontology annotation, cellular component: membrane. The record is from RefSeq and is a predicted model, not a curated record. The transcript has 2 exons. Gene Ontology annotation, biological process: G protein-coupled receptor signaling pathway.